Bolinopsis microptera is the source of this 1475-nucleotide messenger RNA. RefSeq lists its product as uncharacterized. The record is from RefSeq and is a predicted model, not a curated record. NCBI's taxonomy places the organism in Eukaryota, Metazoa, Ctenophora, Tentaculata, Lobata, Bolinopsidae. The transcript has 2 exons. The coding region runs from base 20 to 712 and encodes 230 amino acids.
AAGACACAUUUUUAACACAAUGGACCAGGAAGAAGAGGAAACCAUUGAAGCAUUUCAAAUGAGGCUUCGAAUGCAGGCUAAGAAAUGCAACUACACGAUCCCGCCAAGAGAAAUAGAAAUCGAUCUAGAAGGUGGAGAGAAGAAAAAGAUCAAACUUGAAGCAGAGGACAUAUCAGAGAGCCUCAUCAGAGACAGGAUCGUAGUAGGAGUGUCUAACCGAGCCACGAAAACAAGGCUUCUUAGAGAACACAACCUCACACUGGAAACUGCAGUCAAAAUUGUUAAAACCCAGGAGAUGGCAGACAAGAGGAUUCAAACACUGCUAGCUACAACUAACGCCAGCAUAAAUGCCAUCGGGAGGAAAAGACCCAGACCUCAAAACGAACCAUCAAAACCUCAAGUUAACAAGAGAUACAAACCGCAAAACUCACAAGGAAAAUGUGGUUAUUGUGGGAACCAACACCAGUUUGGAAACCCUGAGCACUGCCCAGCGUAUCGACGGACAUGUUCAAAAUGUGGAAUGAAGAACCAUUUCGCCAAGGUUUGCAGAUCUAAAAGAAAGAUCGACAUGAUCCACCAAGAUUUUUGCGACCCUUCCGAAGAAGAUCUAGAUGCAGUGAUGAACGAAGACGACAAAGAUGACAGCAUCUACACCUCGGAACUCAACAUUGGUGCUAUCUCGACAGAGAACCAAUAUACGCGUCGGUGGUAAUGAGGAAGUUUUGUGAGAAAUAUGAUAUCGAUAAGUGUUUUAGUUCCGCACGAUACAGUCAAUCUAAUGGGCAGAUUGAACGAGCUAUUGGGCACGUUAAGAACAUUAUUACACGAUGUAAAGGUAAUUUAGAUAAUGUUAAUAUGUGUUUACUAGACUAUAGAGCGACUCCAUUGAGCCCUCAAUUGGGAAGCCCCCAUAAUCUAUUAAUGGGAAGAGAUGUUAAGACAAAUUUGCCAUAUUUACAAAGCUCAUUGGUAACUGAGAGAGACUGCAAAAACCGUAAAUUAUUACUCGAUAGACAAGCAGCAAGUGCUCAAUAUUAUAAUAGAAAUGCUACUAAAUCUUUUGAUAUGUGUAACCCGGGUGAUAUAGUGAUUUACAAAGACGGGAAAUCUGACAAGACUUGGCGCCAAGCCAAAGUUGUGUCUGUUGACCGCAAAUUUCGCUCAUACACCCUUCUGAACAGUGUUGGAAAUGUUAUCACGAGAAACAGAUCCAUGGUAAUCCAGGAUAAAACUGGUAGAGGAUUCUCGGCUUCUCAUGAUAAGUUCUUCGAUACUCUUCAGACCCCCAGCCCACUGGAAGUACCAAAAAGUUGUGACCCCCGACUGAUUCCAAAACCCAUACUAGCGCCAAAGGCACAAACAGAAACUCCCAAACCAAACCCCUGCAGCACCCCAGCCAAAUUAAAGAAGACCAUUACUGUCCCUGUUACAAAAUCUAAUAUGCCACCCGCGAUAGCUAAGGAGUACAAACUUAG